This is a messenger RNA of Manihot esculenta (cassava), 935 nucleotides long. Its product is annotated as histone deacetylase complex subunit SAP18. The record is from RefSeq and is a predicted model, not a curated record. Gene Ontology annotation, cellular component: nucleus. Gene Ontology annotation, molecular function: transcription corepressor activity; transcription factor binding. The coding region runs from base 89 to 595 and encodes 168 amino acids. Lineage: Eukaryota; Viridiplantae; Streptophyta; Magnoliopsida; Malpighiales; Euphorbiaceae. Gene Ontology annotation, biological process: negative regulation of DNA-templated transcription. The transcript has 6 exons.
UCAAGGCUCGCACAAUGCAGCUCUUUAAUCAAAAUAUCACGAACUACCGGAAUCUUCAUUUCGGCGUUUUCUUGCACGAUUGGUGGAUAUGGCGGGAGUUUCGGAUGUACAAAAGAGACCGGGAGGACGGCCUUUGGGCCCUCCUCCGAGAGGUCCUCCUCUUCUUCAGCCAGUUGAUCGCGAAAAGAUCUGUCCGUUAUUGCUUCGCGUUUUCACCAAGAUGGGGAGCCAUCAUUCCAAGGAAGACUUUGCAGUGAGAGGCAAGGAGCCCAAGGAUGAGGUUCAAAUCUACACAUGGAAAGAUGCUACCCUUCGAGAGUUAACUGAUCUGGUCAAAGAGGUGGCUCCAGCCGCAAGGAGAAGGGAUGCAAGACUCUCCUUUGCUUUUGUGUAUCCAGACAAAAAUGGUCGCUUUGUAGUGCGAGAGGUUGGAAAGACCUACUCUAACAGAAAUGGGAAAUUAGAUGAUGGCAAAGCAUUGGCUGAGCUUGGCUUCCAGGCCUACUUGCCUUUUUGCUUUUGCAGAUUGGAGAUUAUUUGGAUGUUGCAAUCCUGUAGAGAAGUUUCUUUUUUCUCAGUUUUUGUUGUGUUUUAAGGUGGUUGAUCAGUAGGUUGAUUUGGGACGUCAGUUUAUGCCUGAGGUGGAAGGGACUAUUGCUGAGAUGGUUCCACUGUUGUAGUUUACCGAAGUUAUUAGAAUGCUAGAAAGGGGCGAGCCUCACAAACAAUUAUUCAAGCUAAGAGGUAGUGGUAUUUCAGUUUAUUAGAACAUCAUAUGCGCUUUGACAUGAAACGAGGGGUUCAUGCAUCAGGGAUUUUAUUUUGCCCUUUUCCUUCUUUGUAGUCUCUCUCUUCUCUCUGUGGGGGCGCGCGCGCGCGUCUGAAAUCGCAUCAAUGCUAUUUAUCAAACGCUUUGCUAGGCAUUUUAAUGGGUC